UGCCUGUUUUUAACCGGGCGCGCGGACGUGCGCGUCCCCGUGGAGUCUUUGUGUGGCGGCGUAGAGAAGCGCAAAUACAAUAACCAUGGCCGACGAGAAACCCAAGGAGGGUGUAAAGACGGAAAACAACGACCACAUCAACCUGAAGGUGGCGGGACAGGACGGCUCGGUGGUCCAGUUUAAAAUCAAGAGACACACACCGCUCAGCAAACUCAUGAAGGCCUACUGCGAGAGACAGGGACUGACAAUGAGGCAAAUUCGAUUCCGGUUUGACGGACAGCCUAUUAACGAGACAGACACGCCCGCACAGUUGGAGAUGGAGGAUGAAGACACAAUUGACGUUUUCCAGCAACAGACAGGAGGACACUGAAUCUGAAUAACUCUCCACCGACAUCUCUCUCUCUCUCUCUCUCUCUCUCUCUGCUCAUCUGUACCUGCUGUUGUAAAGUGUUUCCACCAUUUCAUCUUCACCAUGUUCCUCUUUGGUUUUGUACAUAAAGGGUUCCUGCUCCAGGACUAUCACAGCCAGAUCAUGUGAGAUAACCAGCCGUGUGUGUUUUUGAGUUCAGGGUUUGUUCUGCUUCAGAUACGAGCACACACACACACACGCACACACACACUGGCCUUUUUUUUUUUGCCAAGUUAAAAUUGUGGAUAAAUAGAUUCAUAAAUGCACACAUGCUCUGCUCUGUUAUAUCUUAAGCAGACACAAAAGCUGCGGUUUUCCAUUCAGACUAAUUGGUUUUACUUUCGUUUUACCGUAGUGGUCAUGUAUAGUGAGGCACUUGUGUUAAACAUGUUUCUACCCGGGUGUUUUUUUUGAGGGAAGUCCCAGCCAUCCGUCUGUAUCGUCCAAUAAUCUCUUGUUAAAAUAAAAUAUUCUCUUUUUAUCAAAA
This is a messenger RNA of Danio aesculapii, 896 nucleotides long. It is a transcript of the gene sumo2b, whose product is annotated as small ubiquitin like modifier 2b. Gene Ontology annotation, molecular function: ubiquitin-like protein ligase binding; protein tag activity. The transcript has 4 exons. Gene Ontology annotation, cellular component: nucleus. Lineage: Eukaryota; Metazoa; Chordata; Actinopteri; Cypriniformes; Danionidae. The record is from RefSeq and is a predicted model, not a curated record. Gene Ontology annotation, biological process: protein sumoylation. Bases 86 to 370 code for a protein of 94 amino acids.